This is a messenger RNA of Schistosoma haematobium, 774 nucleotides long. RefSeq names its product 40S ribosomal protein S16 (gene RPS16). Bases 1 to 774 code for a protein of 257 amino acids. The transcript has 4 exons. Gene Ontology annotation, molecular function: RNA binding; structural constituent of ribosome. Gene Ontology annotation, cellular component: cytosolic small ribosomal subunit; ribosome. The record is from RefSeq and is a predicted model, not a curated record. Gene Ontology annotation, biological process: maturation of SSU-rRNA from tricistronic rRNA transcript (SSU-rRNA, 5.8S rRNA, LSU-rRNA); translation. Lineage: Eukaryota; Metazoa; Platyhelminthes; Trematoda; Strigeidida; Schistosomatidae.
AUGGGUAAAGAUUUAGUGGUUGAAGGCUUGAAUUUGAGUCCCCGAACUGAUUUCGUGGCUCACCAUUGGAUGCGUUCCAGAGUGUCAUUAUGCUUUUGGACUCUAUCACUUGUUUUCACUCAUUUGUUUGUUUCUGCCAAUUCACUCCGUGUCUUAUCUUAUGUUUGGCCGUUGUUGAUUACUGUUUUCUUGUUUACACCUCUUGGAUCUGGACCAGGAUAUCCACAUAGAUCCAUUAUUUAUGCUGGUAUUUCACGCUGUCCAGCACUUCCUGUCAUGGCGCGGCUUGCAGUUUUUUCACGUUCCGCAGACACUACGAUGCAGACUGUAUCCAACCAACCGAAAGAGAAACCUAAGGCCGUACAAGUGUUUGGGCGGAAGAAAACAGCAACAGCUGUCGCUCACUGUAAACUCGGGUCUGGAACCAUCAGAGUGAACGGCAGACCAUUGGAUGUACUGGAACCACGUCCUUUGUUACCCAAACUAAUGGAGCCCAUCCUACUCCUUGGAAAACACGGAUUAUCUACUUUGGACAUCAGAGUUCGUGUCAGUGGUGGUGGCCGAGUGGCUCAGAUAUAUGCUGUCAGACAAGCUAUUGCUAAAUCAGUUGUAGCAUUCCAUCAAAAAUACGUCGAUGAGUGUUCUAAGAACAUAAUUAAGGAGAAGUUCGUUCAGUAUGAUAGAAGCUUAUUAGUUGCUGAUCCAAGAAGAUGUGAACCAAAGAAGUUUGGCGGCUCCGGAGCUCGUGCAAGAUACCAGAAAUCAUACCGUUAA